Molecule: messenger RNA, 559 nt
Organism: Closterium sp. NIES-67
Lineage: Eukaryota; Viridiplantae; Streptophyta; Zygnematophyceae; Desmidiales; Closteriaceae
Source: the annotation of a GenBank genome assembly
ACCAACACCAGCCAUUCCGCAAAACCCUCAUUUCACUCCAACCAUCUAAAUUUGGCACUCUCGCAGGAGUACGCCUUACAUACCUAUCACUUAUAGUAUUCCGCAACAUGGGCACUAGGGCGAUUUUUGCUUUCGUGGUGAUGGCUGCCAUUCUCCAAGGCAGUGCGUUUGCUGCCAGUGGAAAGCCCAGGCGUGAGCUUCUCACGCAUCGUGUGCAAGCUGUGAAGCCAACUAUUGGCAGCGGUUGGAGAGCACGGGUGAACAGCAGGAUUGCUAGCGCCUCCAUUUCCACUGCUUCUAGCAGCACUACUGCUACUACUGGUGCCAGUGGUAGCAGCAUCAGCACUGGAAGCGAUGCAGCUACUGUAACCGAAGCGGCAGCAACGUCGUCCAACACUGCAACUGCAAGGGUUGCCGCAGCAGGUGUAGGGAAUUCAUCGCUGGGAGCGCAUCCCGCAGCAGUCAGUGCAACGCUGGGGACGACCACAGUGGGCACUAGUGCCACUUGUGACGCGUCAUCGCUCGCUGACUAUGCCUCUUCAACGCAGCUGUCCUCCGA